Molecule: messenger RNA, 2091 nt
Organism: Vombatus ursinus (common wombat)
Lineage: Eukaryota; Metazoa; Chordata; Mammalia; Diprotodontia; Vombatidae
Product: tropomyosin alpha-3 chain
Exons: 8
Coding region: 23-769 (248 amino acids)
Biological process (GO): actin filament organization; muscle contraction
Cellular component (GO): actin filament
Molecular function (GO): actin filament binding
Source: RefSeq, a predicted model, not a curated record
GAGCCGGAACGGGGCGGGCACCAUGGCUGGUAUCACCACCAUCGAGGCGGUGAAGCGCAAGAUUCAGGUUCUGCAGCAGCAGGCCGAUGACGCCGAGGAGAGGGCCGAGCGUCUCCAGCGGGAGGUGGAGGGGGAGAAGCGGGCCCGGGAACAGGCUGAGGCUGAGGUGGCUUCCUUGAACCGUCGGAUCCAGCUGGUUGAGGAGGAGCUGGACCGUGCUCAGGAGCGCCUGGCGACUGCUCUACAGAAGCUAGAGGAAGCAGAGAAGGCAGCUGAUGAGAGUGAGAGAGGUAUGAAGGUCAUUGAAAAUCGGGCCUUGAAAGAUGAAGAGAAGAUGGAACUGCAAGAAAUCCAACUGAAAGAGGCCAAACACAUUGCAGAAGAAGCAGACAGGAAGUACGAGGAGGUGGCCCGCAAGUUGGUGAUCAUUGAGGGGGACUUGGAGCGCACAGAGGAGCGGGCCGAGCUGGCUGAAUCCCGUUGCCGGGAGAUGGAUGAGCAGAUCAGACUGAUGGACCAGAACCUGAAGUGUCUGAAUGCUGCUGAAGAAAAGUAUUCUCAGAAAGAAGACAAAUAUGAGGAGGAGAUAAAGAUUCUUACUGAUAAACUCAAAGAGGCAGAGACCCGUGCUGAGUUUGCUGAGAGAUCGGUAGCCAAGCUGGAAAAGACAAUUGAUGACUUGGAAGAUAAACUGAAAUGCACCAAAGAGGAGCACCUCUGCACACAAAGGAUGCUGGACCAGACUCUGCUUGACCUGAAUGAGAUGUAGAAACGCCUUUCCCCCAGCCCCACCCUGUCGCUGCUCCUUCCACUGACUCUGACUUUGCUGGAGACCAGCCUGCCUGAAGCUGACCUUUAACCCGAAGGCUGCUUUCUUCUCUGGGUCCUUGCUUACCCUCUCCCCACCCCACCCCUACCUCCAACUCCCCAUGUCAAUUUCACCAAAACUGUCUGCAGCUCUACCCUAGAGAUCUCACAUGGACUAAGGGCUGAGCACUUUUGGGAACAACAUUUAAGGGAACAUGAGCACAAUGCAAUAGUGUCUUUAAAAGCAUGUUGUAUGAUGUAUACAUUUUGUAAUUACCUUUUUUGUUGUUGUAGCAACCAUUUGUAAGACAUUCCAGAUAAUUCCCCAGCUCCCCUUAGGCUGCAUGUAAUCACUUUUCUUCCUUUUGGAUGGCAAAUCUUUCUACCUAAACAAUGCCCCUUCUCCUUAGAAGAAGGAAAGAGGUGUUAGCAUGCCCUACUGAGAGCUGAACAUAGCCCAAGAAAAGACUCCACCAAGGGAAACCUUGAUGGUCUGUACCACGAAGCAGCCAAACCAGAAAGGUCAUUCCAGGAGGAGUUUGCCAGAAAAGAGUGCUGUUCAGGUUUUCAGCUUUAACGUAUCGUGGGUUUUUUUCUUUCUUUUCCUUUUUUAUCUCUUAAACAUUUACAUCAGUAGCAAACAAGCAAAUUACACAGACAAGACCUCUCUGAGACCAAAUUGUCCUCCCUCUCCUCAUUCACUCACAGAAUGGAUCAUGUGCCCCAGAAGUUGGGGUGUCUCCUCCUGUCCCCACUUCACCUUCUUUGAAAAAUAACGUUUUUUUUGUGCCACUGAUUAGCCAAGUGAAUUCAUCUCAUUACCCGUUCCUGGGUCUGAAGCUGCUGCCUCUAAAAGUGCCAUCUCAUUGUGCUUUGUAUCACUCAGUGCUGGAGAAAUCUUGAAUAGCUUGUGUACAAAACUUUUUUUUAAUUUUAUAUGUAUUAUUUUUGACAGCUUUAUUUCUCUCAGGUGGGAGCACUAGGACCACCUGCACCCCACCUCCACCCCAUCUGGCUGUGAGUGCUCUCUGUCUGCAGUCCAUGAGCUGCCAGUGUGCUGAUCUUUUUUAAUUCCUUUUUUUUUCUUUUUUUGGGGGGGGGGUUGAGGUUUCUGUGAGGUCUGUGUUAGGUUUGCAUCGUGCAGCUUAUUGGCUUAAAUGUACUCUCCUUUGGUGUGGUCUAUUUGGGAGCCAAUCUGGAGAAAGAGGAACCAAUAGUGCAAGUGUUUUGAUACUGAAAAUUGACAAUGUGUUUUGAAAUAAAGAACCAGUCCCUCCACCCUCA